ACCAAAACCGGUACAUUUUCCGUAGAGGCGAGAAGUGCCAAGACAAGAAAAUUGUGUGUUUUAAUUGUUUUUCUUUCUAACAGAUUGGAUUUUCUCUCAGUGCACUAAUUAACCAAUUUAACAACAAGACAAACAAGGAGAUUUCCAUUCUGAGAAAAUGCUGACAUCGAAGAGAAAAGCAAUUUUGUUUGAAUUUAUUGUGGAGCUGCUCGUAAAAGGAAUUAUAGGCUACAAAUAUCCGGACAACUACAUUAAGAAGAGCCUCGUGAAGAGUAUCUUCGGGGGGUACCUGGCUAAACACUGCGUCACUGAACUCUUUCAGUCCUUACACCUUUCAGCAAUUCUCGUGGAAUGUCGGCUAAUCCUUCCGCUGGAGAAUUCACCCAGAGAUGAUGCAACGAUUUAUAAAUUUUCCAACGAACGCCUCAAGGAUUUGAUUAGAAAAUUCUCCAAAGUGGGGAAAUUCUAUUCACUCAAGGGGCUGAUUAAUCCAGAACCGAGUGAGCUGUAUGUUCAUCACUGUGUGACUUUCAGCGCGUUCGCCUUUUCUGCGGGGUCAGAAGAGCGUCGAAAUUGUCGCUGUAUAAUUUGUGAGAAAUCCUUCAAGACACCUCGAGAGUACGAGGAUCACAUGAGAUUCCACGCGAAGAGCAAUGCUCCAAAGGAUGCCAAAAUACUGUCUCAAUCUUUCAAAGUCUCAAUAAUUGAGAUCACACUGAAAGACAUCAUGCUUGAGAUUACAAAUACGCUCGACGUGUACCAGAGUAUCCAGAAGAUUGAAUUGAUCUCCCCUUCCUACGAGAACAUUAAGAUUUCCCAGAAAUUCUCAACAAUCGGGCUAGAUGGGAACAAGAGGGUUGUCUACCAAAUCCCGAGGAAUCUCUUUCAGGACAUCUUUGAGGUGAUUGGAAUGUGGAAGAUUGUCUUUAAAUUUUCCAACAGGAACAUUGGAAGUGGGACGGAAAUUUAUGAUCUUGUGACGUACGAGAGGAAUGAAUAUUUAAAGAAAAUACAGCGUGAAGAAAAAGGGAAAUUCCAUGCUGAGCUGAAGCUGUACAAGACUCUCCAGCAUUAUCCAACAUUUGAAAUGGAGGCGCUGUUUAAGAAGGAUUUUGCACCGUCGAUUGAGAGCAAUUUGCAAGAAAGGACUCUCCACAGGAAGCUGGAGGACUACAUGAAUGCCGAAGCAACAGGAAGACUCCAUCAGAGCAACUAUGUCGAAGUAAUGAGUCACUCACUGCAAAUUGAGGAACUCACCGUGAGCAAGGAAGUGGAGAAGUACAAUAAGAAUGACCAGAGGCUACAAUACAGAAGCCACGGAUGCUACACUCUCAACAUUGAGAAGGUUUCCGAAAUGCGCCCAUCAAUCCUGCCAAAUGAUCGAAUCUGUCUCAUUAAUCAAUAUGAAUACAAUCGCCUGGUGGCUCCCAAUGAAACAGCCAAAAAGAUCUUUGGGAGAAUCGUGCGGAUUGAGAAUGAUUGUAUUGUGGUGCGUGUAAGGGGGCGGAUCAGCCCCAAUGAUAGAUUUCACGUGAGCUUCGAGCCGAACAGGAACAAUUUUCGCAUUGAAGCUCAUGCGCUGCAUCUUCUGAAGAAUUCCCCGAAAUUGCAGAAGAUCCUUUUUCCUCUCGAACCACCGAUACCAAAGAAUACUCCACCAGCUAAAGAGCCAAUUUGGUUCAAUAAGUGUGUGGCGAAUAAUGAGGAACAGAAGUGGGCUAUAAUGCACAUUGUCGCAGGAACAGCAUACCCAUGCCCCUACAUAAUCUUCGGUCCACCCGGAACGGGGAAGACCCUCACAGUUGUCGAAGCAGUCUGUCAGCUGUGGAAGCAACAGCCAAACUCUCACGUGCUGGUAACAGCUCAAUCCAAUGCAGCUUGCGAUGAGAUCACCACACGCCUGCUGCGCUACCUACCAAACACCGGCAUUCUCAGGAUGUUUUCCAAAGUCAAAGAGAGGGAAAUUCCAACGAUGGAUCCAGAACUGGUUAAAGUGGCAAAUAUGAGGGAAGAUGGAUUGUUUUAUCCCUCCCUGAAGAUGAUUUAUCAAUUCAGAAUCGUGGUGUGUACCAUCAGCAUGGCUGGAAAAUUGGUGCAAGCUCGCAUUAAUACAAAACACUUUAGCCACGUUUUUAUCGAUGAAAGUGGAUGCUGCACUGAAUCCCAGACAAUUGUCCCCAUCAUUGGGAUCGUGGCGAAUGAGCAUAACAUUCAUGGACAGAUCAUUCUUGCGGGUGAUCACAAACAAUUGGGACCCGUUCUGACGUCCUCCAUGGCCAAACGGCGUGGCUACAGCAUCUCCAUGAUGGAACGCCUCAUCCAGUGCUCAGCAUAUGAGCGGAAGACUGCAACGUCAAAGUAUAAUGUGAAUCUCGCUUCAAAGCUACUGCACAACUACCGAUCAUGCCCACCGAUUCUCGAUGUAUCCAACAUUAUGUUCUACGACAAUCAACUCAUUGCCAAUGCACAAAACAAUUGGGCGCUAAAUUGGAAGUUUCUGCCAAAUAAGAAGAUCCCAAUUGCCUUUGAUCCAAUUAUGGGGAACUGUGAGCAGGAUUCCGAUUCACCGAGUUUCUACAAUAGCAUUGAGAUUGAUGCUGUGAUGGGAAUUCUCACGGAGAUCCUCACAAAUGGCGUCAAUUCGCGCAAGAUCACCGAGAGUGAGGUGGGCAUCAUUGCACCGUACAAGAAGCAAAUGACAAAAAUUCGUGAUAUGUGCACAGCACGUGGCUGGGAGGGUAUUGAUGUGGCAUCAGUGGAGCUGUUUCAGGGAAGGGAGAAGGAGGUGAUUAUUUUGACAACGGUACGAUCGCAGAAACGAUCCCUUGGAUUCCUCAGUGAUCCGAAAAGGCUCAAUGUGGCCCUGACUCGGGCAAAGGGUCUCCUUAUCAUUGUGGGGAAUCCCGAAACGCUCAGUUAUGACAAAAAUUGGAAAUUCGUUAUUGAUCUCUACGGGACGUACGGGUUGAUCUCAUCGGUUUCGAAGAACAUCCAGUUUUCAAGGAAUUUCGAUACAUCCCUCACAUCGAUGAUUAAUCAUUUUAAACGUAUUUCAUUGUAAAAAUCAACCAAGAAGAUCGAAUUAUUAAGAAUUUUCCAAUUAAAAUUACAUUUUCAAAUGAAUAAA
This is a messenger RNA of Lutzomyia longipalpis, 3127 nucleotides long. Its product is annotated as putative helicase mov-10-B.1. NCBI's taxonomy places the organism in Eukaryota, Metazoa, Arthropoda, Insecta, Diptera, Psychodidae. Gene Ontology annotation, biological process: regulatory ncRNA-mediated post-transcriptional gene silencing. The coding region runs from base 158 to 3061 and encodes 967 amino acids. Gene Ontology annotation, cellular component: cytosol; P granule. The record is from RefSeq and is a predicted model, not a curated record. Gene Ontology annotation, molecular function: 5'-3' RNA helicase activity; RNA binding. The transcript is spliced from 8 exons.